This is a messenger RNA of Morus notabilis, 744 nucleotides long. RefSeq names its product inactive protein RESTRICTED TEV MOVEMENT 2. The coding region runs from base 44 to 685 and encodes 213 amino acids. The record is from RefSeq and is a predicted model, not a curated record. NCBI's taxonomy places the organism in Eukaryota, Viridiplantae, Streptophyta, Magnoliopsida, Rosales, Moraceae. The transcript is spliced from 2 exons.
CAUCAAAUCGUAACUAAUUGAUUAAGAAUUUCAUUUGAGUUCAAUGGCAAAUACUGCUAGAGGCGCCCGUCCGGUUGUUGAAAAUUUUGUGCCUGGUUCUGGUUGGACAGAGGACUCAAGUGGCCAUUAUCUUCUAAUUGAUCUUCCUGGUUUCCAGAAGGAUCAGGUGAAGAUACAAAUUUUUAACUCCGGACUUAUAGAGGUCACCGGAGAAAGACCAGUAAAUGAGAACAAACACAUUCGGUUCGAGCAGGAAUUCGAGGUUCCUAAAAACUCAGAUGCAGAUGGCAUCACAGCAAAAUUUGAUGGUGAAAUUCUCUACGUAACUGUUCCAAAGCACAAGGUGGAAGAGAAGAAAGAACCUGAACCGAAGAAAGAACCCGAACCCGCUGGCGUAAAAGACCAAAUUGCAAAUGGCGCCGCAAAAGAUCAGAAUAUGUGUGAAAAACCGAAAGACAAAGAAGCCAAAAAGAAAGACGACAAAAGUAAGAAGGAAGAAGGAAGCCGCCAAAAAGGCCCCGUUAGUCUUUCAGAAGAUAGUGAGAAGAGAUGGGAAGGUGAGCCUAGUUAUCUAACAAGGGUAAUGGAGAUGUUGAGCAGAAACAAAGGGAUUGUUGUGACAACCGUAUUAGCAGUGUCGUUAGGGAUAUUCAUAUCUCGAACAUUCAAGGCUGAUGAAAAGUGAAAAGAAGACUCUGCAAUCUUUGUAUUGUUGCUUGUAACUUCUUCUAUUAUGUAACUUGU